Microthlaspi erraticum is the source of this 693-nucleotide messenger RNA. The record is from the annotation of a GenBank genome assembly. NCBI's taxonomy places the organism in Eukaryota, Viridiplantae, Streptophyta, Magnoliopsida, Brassicales, Brassicaceae.
AUGUUGCUCGGUUACUCCACAACUCAGAAGGGUUACAAGUGUUUCGUUCCGGAAACCGAGAAGGUUAUGGUCUCACGGGAUGUGAAGUUCUUGGAGAAUCAGGGUUACUUCAGUGAGAAAGAUUGGGAUAGCCUCAAGAACCUCUCUCAAUCUCAGUCGGACCGCGCGGCCAACCUCCGAGCCUUGUUCGAGAACCUUGGAGUAUCUAUGGCUCCUCAGUCACCUCCGGUGGACGUUCCCACCAAUCAUGCCUCACCUCCGCUUGUUCCUGAGGGGGAGAAUAAUGAUACGGUCAGUGAUAAAGCGCCGGAGAGUCAAGAUGGUGGUCAGGCUCACGAUGAAUCACAUGAGGCUUCGGAGGAAUCUCUAGCUACACCAGCCGAACCGGUCCCACUUAGACGGAGCUCUAGACUUAAGAAGGAUCCCCCUAACUGGGUGAACACAAGAGUCUACUACAACUGUCAAGCAGUGGCUCAUCCAACACAAGUGGUCUGCUCACUCGCUUACUUUCCGGAGGAACAUCAAGUCUUCAUUGGAAUGCAUGAUCAAGAAGACAUCCCUAAGACAUAUGAAGAAGCAGUUGAGUAUGAGGUCUGGAGGAAUUCUGUUGGCGAUGAGACUGAAGCAAUGAUCAAGAAUCACACUUGGGAUGAAUCGGAUCUGCCCAAAGGAAAGAAGGCAGUGAGCUCCUAG